CGACGUUCCAAAUAAUAAAAAACAUAUCUAAAAGAAGGCAUGUCCUGAACUACCCAAUCCAUCGGAUAAUAGCACCGCAAAAGUUCAAUUGCGUAAUAUCGGAACCGGACCGACUUUAUAGCAUAUGAUUGAGACUCAAUCCCUACGCUCUUUCACCACGCACACUCAAACUUGCAAAACAAAACAAACCGCAUCUUGAAGAAAAAACCCUCGAGCUGCUGCCCGCAAACUCUCAAAUGGCCGAGCCGCAGCAGCAUGACGAUCAGCCGCAGGAGCCGGUGGCUGAGUUCUGGUCCUUCCCCACCGACCCGGCCGAGUUCGACAACGACGAGCGCGUCUCCUUUUCGCGGCUCGAGAACAAGUACAUCGCGGUGCAGGAGGAUGGGGCGGAGUACGAGUGGGACGGCGGCCUGAAGCGCUGGAUCCCCAUCGUCGACGACGCGCUGAUUGAGUCGCACCAGGCGGCGUACGGCGGCGGUGCUGCAGAGGACGAAGAGGCGCCAGCGACGACGGCAGCCGACAGGAGGAAAAAGAAGCGAAAAGCAGGCGACGAUGACGGCGGCAAGGCGAAGCGGCCGCGACAGAACACGGCCGUCUACGUCACGGGCCUGCCGCUCGACGUGACGGUGGAGGAGAUCGCGGAGCUCUUCUCACGAAAGUGCGGCGUCAUCGCCGAGAACAUCGACGACAGCAGCCCGCGCAUCAAGCUGUACACGGACGGCGGCGGCAACUUCAAGGGCGACGCCCUUGUCGUCUUCUUCAAGCCCCAGUCGGUCGACAUGGCCAUCAUGCUGCUCGAUGACACAGACUUUAGGAUCACGCCGUCGGGCCUCUCGAGCGGGAGGAUAAGGGUUCAGGCGGCAGACACGAGCUACAAGAGAAAUAAUUACGACCAGGAGGGUGGAGCAGAAGGUGUGGACGGAGCGGGUAGUGGUAAUGGUAACAGCGGUAGGGGGUCUGCGGCGCCGGCAGCGGAGAAUGGCAACGGCGGCCAUACGCGUAAUACGACUGACAAGGCCAAGGUGAUCAAGAAGGCGCAGAAAAUGAGCGCGAAACUGGCAGACUGGGACGACGACGACCCGUACCCGUACCUUGCGGCUGCAGUCGGAGCAGGGGCUGGAGGAAACGGACCGACCAACAAAAAGGCCGAACGGACCGUGAUACUCAGGCACAUGUUUACGCUCAAAGAGCUGGACGAAGACCCGGCGGCGCUACUCGAGAUCAAAGAGGACAUCAGGGACGAGUGCGAAAAGCUUGGCGAAGUCACCAACUGCGUACUCUUCGACCUGGAGGAGGACGGCAUUGUGAGCGUCAGGUUCCGCACCCCCGACGCGGCCGAGGCGUGCAUCAAGCUCAUGCACGGCCGGAGCUUUGACGGGAGGACGGUGCAGGCCUCCCUAGCGACCGGAAAGGAGAAGUACAGGAGGUCCAAAGACAAAGAUGACGGCCUGGAUGAGGAUGAUGCCUAAGUACGGGCGCUACUUGUCGGCGACUCUGACCCUUGGAAAAGAUAUUAAUUCGGUGAUGGUAUAUUUGGGACGCCAUCGAUUGUUUGUUUCGAGUAGAUUCAGCUUUAUACCCCGCCAUUGCCCAAGUGGCAGCUAUCAUGAUCUCUAAGGACAUGAGCUUCUAAACCCCUGUAUUUUUGUCUCAUCCAGCUGCAACAACUCCCCACCCAAGUCCCAAGGCCCAUCGCGGGGAAAGAAAAUGAAACUAUUGUUUUUUGACAAUGCAUCAUCUCUUCUUGUCCAAAGCCUCCUUCUUGACCCCCUCCACAAACGCCUCGACGGCCUCACCCCCACCCAGCGGCACGCUGCCGCCGCGCACGAGCCCGCCGUUCUCGACCUUGACGCCCAGGGCCUCGGCGAUGGUGGGCAGGCCGCCGUCGCGCAGGGCCAUGGACAGGCUGGACAGGCUCUGGUGGAACUGCGGGCUGCGGAGGACCUGCUUGAGCAGCGCCUUCUUCUCGGGUAGGCUCAUACUGGCCUUGGCGGCAGCGGCGGCUGGGGGGUUGGCCUCGCCGUCGAACUCGUCGUCGGCGGCCAUGACGACGAUGGUUGCCGGGAGGAGGUCCAGGAGGUUGUCGAUGUAGGUCUCGUCGGCGCCGUCGAUGACGGGUAUCGUGGUUGGCGUCUCCAGCAGAUCGCUCAGCAGAGGGUAGACUUUGCCCUGGGCUUGGGAUUGCUGCUGUUGGUUCCCACCGCCCGAGGAGCCGGCGAGGGAGUCCAGGAGGUUUUGAACGAUGGUGGCUGCGUCUGUGGCUCCUCCGCGUCUGUCAAGGGUGGUUCUGGUGUUAGCCGAUUUGUACUGGUACAUGCAGAGAUGUAGAAAGAGCCAGAGCAGUCAUGUGAUAAGACUUAUUGGGACGCAUGCAAGAAAUGAUUAGACUCCUCGUUCUAGUGACGCCGUAAACCAUUCUAGAAGUAC
Molecule: messenger RNA, 2427 nt
Organism: Pyricularia oryzae 70-15
Lineage: Eukaryota; Fungi; Ascomycota; Sordariomycetes; Magnaporthales; Pyriculariaceae
Product: splicing factor U2AF-associated protein 2
Exons: 1
Coding region: 237-1469 (410 amino acids)
Biological process (GO): mRNA splicing, via spliceosome
Cellular component (GO): U2 snRNP; U2-type spliceosomal complex
Molecular function (GO): RNA binding
Source: RefSeq, a predicted model, not a curated record